Messenger RNA from Prorocentrum cordatum, 1972 nucleotides. NCBI's taxonomy places the organism in Eukaryota, Dinophyceae, Prorocentrales, Prorocentraceae. The record is from the annotation of a GenBank genome assembly.
CGUGAACCUUCUGCCAAGACUGCCGAAACUGGCGACACACAGCAAGCACACACAAAAACCAUGCACCGCUGCGGCUGCGCCCCGCUGCCCCAAUGCGGCGCGUACCUGUGUUGGGGGGAGCUCGGCAGAACCGUUGUGCCUGCAUGUCGAUCACGCGCUGUGACCAGACUUACCGCAGGCAGCAGCUUGGAGACCUCCACCGCCGACCGCACGCAUGACAAGGGCAUCUCAAGCGCUUCUCGGGGCGAGAGCCAGAGGUUCUCACCCCGAGGAGGCGGGGGGAUGAGGGGGGGGAAGUGCGCGGCGUGCGCUUACCUGGGCGACACUCGAGCUGCCCCUGCGCUGAUGCCCAGAGGCACGGCCGAGGGAGUGUCAGACCUCGGGGCGCGAAAUGGCGGUAGCGGCGAGUGCCAGGUGGGAGAUCAAGAGUACUCGACAGGAAGCCUGGGGCAGCGUUUGGCGGGGCACGGGUCAGGAAAGUGCCACGGAGAAAUAUCAAGCCCCGCAGCAGACGUGGAGGAAGAGGAUGACACAUCAGCAGCAACUACCCGCAGGGAGCACGACGGGCAGCGGCAGACAACACACAGGGCAUCGAAAGCCGCACCAAUCCUCUUCGGUGGUCGGUGGAAAGGCCUAAGCUUCCUGAAAGCCUGGAGAGGAUGCAGGAUGAUCCCCACGGUCCCCGCCAAACAACUGGUGUGAAGAGGUAGUCGCCAACAUACCCUCUUACAUAUGCUCUCCCCAUGGCGGCCUGUUUGAUACGUGUUCGGCGGCGCGCCCCAAACGCAAGGACACACUUCCCCUCUGAAUAGCGUCACUGCCUCGAAUGGUGGUCAGCAACGGUCGUACAGACACGAGCGAACAAGCGAACGGGCAUGCGUAUGUACACAGCGUUCAAAUUCAUCUGCCCAUAUGCAGAAACAGCGUCUGAUUUAGCUCACGCGCGUGUAGAAGUAAGCGGAGGCCACUCGUGCGAGUCCAUGUCUGGUGAACAUGAUUUUCAAUCCCGGCCCACCCCUCACUUCUGAUGAAGCAUCAAGCGUAAUGGCUGCCACAUCCGAACAACCUCAUCGUGGAAGCUUUCCGUAUGAGCGAGCCAAACCAUCCUAAUUAGAGCGGAACCAUGGGCACCCCUGCGAAGCCUACAGAGGGAUCAUGGGCACAUGCUGCCAGGUUAGGCUUCAUCCAUGAGCUGGGCUCCGAGAUCCAAAGUCAGACGGCGUGUUUUGUGCAGCUGCACUGAAACUUCGAAGCCAACGAGCGGAUCAACGCCAACCCCGGUGCUGGACUGCCUACACCAUCCGAGGUCCCGCGCUAGAGGUGGCGCACUCAGAGAGACGCAAGCCUCUGGCCAGAGCCAGGACUCCCAGCGCUCUCUCCAGAGUCGGAGUACUGCUCCCGCGGGGACGCGGUCGACACCGAGCUCGACGCGCACGUGUCACGAAGGUAGCUCUUGACAGGUGCAUGACACUCGUAGUGUCCGUGGUGCACAGCUGGAUCCUUCGCGGAGCUCGACGCGCACGUGUCACGAACGUAGCUCUUGAUAGGUGCAUGACACUCGUAGUACCCAUGCUGCACAGCUGGAUCCUUCGCGGUCUCGUCCAUUGAUGUCAGGCGGGACCAUCGCUGCAUACGACCCGAAGGCAGUAUCUUAUACAUCAUGCAACUGAGGUAGCGGCGCGAAAGCAAAAUUCCUGUUCAGGACGCACCUUCAGCCAAAACAGCUUUAGCGAACAUGGUUACAGAACGUGUUAUACUCUGCCAGUCACCUUUCAAGCCGCAAAGCGCCUCAUGUCAGUAGGGUGGGAGCCUCGUCCAGGCACAAGGGUCCAGACAUAUACCUCACCUGCUCACCAGAGAAGCACGGUCACGCUGGGCUUGUCCUGUGGCCACCCUGCACAUGAUCCAGACAAAUACAUUCAAUCCUCCAUCUUGUGCACCUCCUCUUCACCCCGCUCCUUCUCGGAAAGAU